This is a messenger RNA of Rhipicephalus sanguineus (brown dog tick), 1547 nucleotides long. RefSeq names its product histone-lysine N-methyltransferase, H3 lysine-79 specific. NCBI's taxonomy places the organism in Eukaryota, Metazoa, Arthropoda, Arachnida, Ixodida, Ixodidae. Bases 294 to 1349 code for a protein of 351 amino acids. The record is from RefSeq and is a predicted model, not a curated record. The transcript is spliced from 18 exons.
GCUUGUCUUUACAUGAACCAUUGUCAUUUGUUUCUCCUGCAAUGCGUGGCAUUCGAUUUAAAGGCAGCAGGAUCUGUCGGAUCGGAGAGAUUCAGAGAACUUCACUGACAAAAUAAAAAUAUAGUCAAUACACUCAAACCCGCAUUGUUUCUUUGCAAAUAGCGUAUGCUGGCGUCUUAGGACGACUUACUUUGCGCAAGCUGCGGUUCCUGGACUGCAUGCUGAACACACGCACGUAAGAGCGGCAGAAAAUUCACCGUCUCGCAUUUGAGUUUCUGUUGCCUCAAGAAAGCAUGAAAGUCUCCUUAGUCAUAAUCGCCUUUCUUUUCGUCGCGGUCAUAGUAGAAGAAGUGGAACUGAUUAAAGCAAAAAAGGAAGGAAGCCAACGUUUCAGGAAUGGUGGGAGAAAAUUUCGUCCAUUAAAAAAAAGACCAAGUCAUAAAGGGAAGCACAAUCACGGAAGUCAACACAAAAAGAGUCACGGGUCCAAUAAUGAUGGUGGCAACCAUGGGAAACCGCCACACAGUCCGGGUACUGAAGCGGCAGCGCCAGCUACUACGACGGCCUCUAAUACGGGUUCAUCUAUGGGUGAUGCGAAUGCUAAUAACAUGGGAGGGAUGGGAAUGAACCCUGGGAUGAUGGGCGGUAUGGGCAUGGGCGCAAUGGGCAUGGGCAUGCCCGGGAUGGGCAUGGGCUACGGUAUGAUGGGUGGAGGCGGAAGCAGUCUGAUGGAGAAAAUGAUGGCUGGAUCGAUGGCGACCACAGCGAUUGGCUCGUUGGCUGGUGUUGGUUCAAGCAUAGCAACUACGGUUAUAACAGCAAAUGCACUAAAUAAACUGAAUAAGGACGACGACGACGAUGGGCAUAAAGAGAAGAAAAAACACCAAAAAUAUGAGGACGACGACGACGACGAUAGGCAUAAAGAAAAGAAAAAACACCAAAAAUAUGACGGCGACGGAUUCGGCGAUUUGGACAGAGAAAAUAAAAAUAAUAAAGGAAAAGAUAGUGAGGAUGAAGAAGGCAAGAAAAACAGUGACGACCAAAAGAAACACGAAUCAAAAAGCGCGGAAGCAUCUGAAGCCAAAACCAAGGGCGAUACUUCUACCAAAGACAAAAAAUCAGAUUCUGAAAAGGAGAAGGAAGAAGACGGCAAAAGUAGUGCAAAAGACAAGAAAAAAGACGAGGAUUCUGAAAAGGAGAAGGAAGAAGUCGGCAAAAGUAGUGCGAAAGACAAGAAAAAAGACGAGGGAUCUGAAAAAGAGAAGAAAGAAGAAGGAGAAAAUGAUAAAGAUUCCAAGAAAAAGAAGAGCGGAGAAAAGAAGAAAAACGGAAACGAUGACGAUGAGUAGACUACGAGUGAGUAUACAUUACGACGCGCCAUAUGUCUAUGGAAUGCCUUCCGAAGCAGUGUCAUACGUUGAGGAUGUUGUGCUAUUGCGGCUGUUCCUACGACUGGAAGUAAACAUUUUUCGCCCAUAUCAAUCGAACACAGCCGGUAAAAGCUGUUUCUUUUUGCCAAUAAAGUUUCAUUAAAUUCUUCAACGCUA